Fonsecaea monophora is the source of this 2382-nucleotide messenger RNA. RefSeq lists its product as hypothetical. The transcript has a single exon. NCBI's taxonomy places the organism in Eukaryota, Fungi, Ascomycota, Eurotiomycetes, Chaetothyriales, Herpotrichiellaceae. The coding region runs from base 1 to 2382 and encodes 793 amino acids. The record is from RefSeq and is a predicted model, not a curated record.
AUGCUCAACAUUCGAGAAUUUGUAGCACUCGCUCAAAGACGACCAGAAGUUGCCUCAUCUAGCUUUGCGGAAUGGCUCUCGGACACCUUCGCUAUUUAUAAUACAGAGCAAGUGCCACAGGUUGCUAGCAAUGCCGUGCUUCUGAAAUUCAACAACGGCCAGCUUCAGUCACAAGACGGCCAAUGGAGAAUACCCGUUUCGCGGCCAGGAUGGUUUGACAUUGGCGACGUCGGGCCAGGGGGACUACCAACCAAGCUCUCUUCGACGAAUCUCCUUGGCCACUGGAAGUUCUGGAGUCCAGAGUCCUCGGAUUUCAUCAGUGGAGCCAUGAGAAGCCUUGUGACGUCUUCUGGCACUUGUUCCUUGGACCUAGGCGUCCCUGUCUUUGCGCAGCACCCUAAGCUCAUGAUUCGAGAAUGCUAUUCUUGGGUUGGGGUUCCUAGUCCGUCGGCCAUAUUGCCCAUCUGGGAGCGAUAUGAAAACUUGAACCAUGCUAGAGACGAUGCAGCUCUCCAAGAACUAUUAAUCUCGUUCGAUGACUCCGGACUACUGCCGAGCCAAGGUUGCGACAUGCUUGAACGCGAGAAAUUCACCGAGAUGCUGACGGACCUUCGCGGCAAGCGUGCCUUAGUGACCAGCACAAGCAAUUUGCCAAAACUUAUCACUGAAGACGAUCUCCUGGCAAUCUUUCAGACCGACGACAGGCCAGACGCAACGUAUGUCCUCGGCCAUCCCAGACCAGAUGCCGAUUCUGCAUGCAGCGCACUUUUCGAAGCAGUUCGAAGGAAAGUCCUUUAUCCGGAAAGGCCUGUCCAUACGUGGUGUGAGUAUGUGCCACCCGAGGUCAAGUACAUUCUCGGGCCACAAUUUUCGAGCCUGUUGUCUCGUGUGGCAAAGCCCCGAAAUUAUCACAACAUUGUACUCGUCGAUUGUCACAAGACCGAAGCCUGCUUUCGCAUGGGCGUGCGAUCGAUCAUCGAUCACCACAUCAUUCGGAAAAAAUUUGCGCCUUAUGUUUCGAUCAGCCAUGAGGUGUCGUGGUCUUCCACAAUUCAAGUCUACGUCAAAAUUCUGGGAUCUGGACUGGAUCUCGCGCCCUCACUCGCUAAGAUAUUGCUCGAAGCUACACGACUAGAGGCGGAACCAGGGUUGAUGAAGUAUAUGAGCAAUCUCGACAGACUCGCCGUCAAAAGGUUGGAGUCAAUUGCGAGUACUGCAGCCACAUAUUCUGAUCUUAUGCAUGUGAUGACCGAAGCAUCGUGCCCACAGGAACUGUUCUACAAGGAUUACAAGGAGACGAACUUUGGCUUUGCAGUCAUCAAAAGCAGGCAAGCGCUCGGCUCUCAGAUCCAUGCUCUUGCUACGACAAACAACACGAACCACCACUUACCUCUAACCAUUGUGAAGGAGGUCUUGUAUCGUGACGGGUUCGUUGCUGUCAAAUCUGAAACGAUCCUGAUCGUCUCGAAUCCCGAAUAUCAUGACAAAGGAUUUACGAGAUCCGUCUUGGACGUCGUGGCCCUGGCAUGUCGACAGUUCCAUGGUACCGAAGCUGUGUCUCUCUUCGAUAAAGGUGUCCUCGUCGCCGAAGCAAAGUAUCAGACCCCCAGACUUUUGCUGAUGCCAUUGAUCGAAGACAUUGUCACCGAACACCUGCGCUUCGCAUAUUCGCCUGCACUGGAUAAAUUUAUGUCCAUAGGUUUCUAUAGUGGUCAAGCAAAAACGUAUAGUAUCCCAGGCGAAGAUCAAAUUGUCUUCGCCGGACUGUCUUAUACCAAUGUGGCUCAGUUUCUUUCGGACAGUGUCCGGAUGUCUAUCCUCACACUACCAGAAUACUGGAAGGUGUACCAGGAUUUCGAGGCCCGCGGUCUCACAUACGCCAUCACCAGCCUCCAGUGUCCACGCUUUGUCGAGGUCUUGGAUACUCUCAUCCUUGACAGCCAUCGUCUCGUGCACGGAGCGAUAUCAUCCAACAAGGACAACAAGAAAGAGAUACAACUUGCACAUCCCAUUCAAUCAGCCCGUCCUGCCUUGAUCAGGGCCGAAGACGGUGACUUGGUCACGGGGCUUCCCCGAAAACUGUACUCGGCAGACACCUAUGGCGAUUCUUCGCUCUGGCGAUACUGGACGCCGGAUACGCCUCCAAGCCCAUCGGAUCAUAAUCUAGGAGUCCAAGAAUCCCCUACUGUUGCGACUCGGGGUCAUAUAUUUGUGAUGAAUCAAACCUGCCUCGACCUGAAAGUCCAUGUAAAUGAGUCGACACAGUUCCUGACAUUCAGGCCCAUCUAUGAUGACAUUGCUGAGAUUAGGUAUGUGGUUGAACCGGCGGAGAGCUGGAUCCGGUUGAAGAUGCUACCGAGGCUCUUUUCUCUGACUGGUUAA